This is a messenger RNA of Anoplophora glabripennis (Asian longhorned beetle), 2090 nucleotides long. RefSeq lists its product as uncharacterized. NCBI's taxonomy places the organism in Eukaryota, Metazoa, Arthropoda, Insecta, Coleoptera, Cerambycidae. The record is from RefSeq and is a predicted model, not a curated record. The transcript has 4 exons. Gene Ontology annotation, molecular function: protein binding. Bases 412 to 1965 code for a protein of 517 amino acids.
UAUGCUGCUAGUUAAAUUUUGAAUUAUAAAGAAAAUCUGCAAUAUUUUAUUAUCUUAAUCCCAGGCUUUACUAAAAUUUGUCUAAUAAUAAUAAUUAUGAUCUAUUUUAAACUUUGUCCAAUUUAUUGUUAUUACAUCCAUUCAGCUUUUGAGGUUAGGGGAAGACAAAAGUGUCAAAAAAUGAUAAAUUACCUACAGGUAGAAAACUAAAUAUUUACCUACAAUUUAAUUACAACGGAUAUUGACAAUCUAUUUUUGAGUUUGCUAAAUACACCAUAAAAUACAUAUGAAAAAAUGAUUUCUGAAGUAAAAAGUUAUAGAUGUGGAAAUCCUAGUUCAUAGGCCUUUAUUUAGAUAUACAGAAACCAACAGGAUACAUGAUACAGGAUUUUAUGAAGAUUAUAAAUCAUAAUGGGAGUAGCAAGUAGCUUUCUGGAACGGCACUGCCACAUAAUAGAAUUAAUGCAUACCAUCCAUAAAAAUGAUAUCAAGACCUUGAAGAGAAAAAUUAAGUAUGCAGAAACUACAGAUGCAAUGUUGUUAUUUUUGGAAGCAAUCCGUAGAGAAAGAAAACAGUUUUUUGAUUUCCUAUUAGAGAAACUUAAUAUUUUAUCAGAAGAUCUAUGUGAUCAUAUUGAAUCAGGUUACUAUGAACAAUGUUUUUCUGCAAGUGUCAACUGCUCAGAUCCAUAUUACGCAACGAAGCUUCUGGAAGUGUAUGAUUUUAUACCGAUUCAUAAAAGAUCUGCUUUGUUACACAUAGCUGUCCAUGUUGAAAACGAAUUUAUCGCCCAUCAGCUUAUUUUAAAAGGAACUGAUAUAAAUGCUUUUGACAUAAUAGGACAGACACCGCUGGAUGAUGCUAUAAAGUGUAAUAAUAUGGACUUGGUGUGUAUGUUACUUUAUUAUGGAGCAUAUACCAAUCACUUACCUGAUAACUUGACUUCUUUUAUGUAUUCUAUAAUUUGCCAGUGCACAGAGGACAUCCAGAGGGUUUUGAUAGACUAUGAGGCUGACUUUAACUUAACGUGUAACGGAACUAGUACUCUAUUUUUUGCUAUCAAGUAUAAGAGUCCUGUUACUUUAGACAUUAUAGAACAUGGUGCCGAUGUUAGUUAUUACGAUGGAAUACAUAAUUCUGUGUCUCUAGCAAUGCUUUAUGACUGUGAUUCUAGCGUUUUCAAAGUGAUAUGGGAUAAGUUCGAUUAUAAGGUUUGGACAAUUUCUUAUAGUAAGUCAGUGUUGAUUAAGUUUCUUCAAACUGAUACCAUCAUAACGGAAUGGGUGGAAUAUUUGAAAAUAUUCAUAGAGAAUGAAACCAAGUUACGACUGGAUUUAGAACAUCACAAUAACUCGUAUUUUUACAAGUCGGAUCCCAUAAUUUCCAUAUUCUAUUUGCGGUGCCUUGAGAAAGAUGUGGAUAAAGGCAUCAUAGAAUCUUUUGUAUUCCACUUACUUUCACAUGGAGCACAUAUCUUUGAAAAAGACAUUGACGUGAUUUAUAGAAAGUUAGGAGUUAUAACUCCAUUUUUGGAGUCGUUAUUAUAUAUGGAUUUACAAAGUAGUAGUCACGACUCUUACAGCAUCAUGUACUUUAGAUAUACCCCUGUGCCUAACGUAAAUAUAUUUCUUAUGAAUACGAUUUUUCCAUCUGAUGCCCUUCUGAGCUGCUUAAAGUAUUUGAGAAGGUUCUAUGCUUUUGACAGCGACUUGAAAAUGCAAAUAUUAGAUAUUUUAGGAUCUGAAGAAAUUAAUUAUGAAGCUUGUAAAAAGGUUCUUGACGAAUCUGUUACGUUUCCUUCAUUGUUACAAUUAUCUAGAGAUUCUGCAAGGCGAUCGAUUUGUUUGAAAUAUGUUGUAAAUAAUAGUUGUAAAUUGUACACAAUAAUCAAACAUUUGUACUUGCCGAAAUACAUAGAAAAUAUUUUGUUUUUUGAUAUAUGUUUAUACUAUUUUCCUACUUAAUUUGUAUUGCCGUUUUGUAUUGUUUACAUCUUUUAAAAUUCAUCUGAAUGUGAUCAUUACUUUUAAUUAAAUUAUUGUAAAAAAUGUUAAGCACUGUUUAUUUAAUAAAGCAUCAUUAAUUGUGA